Messenger RNA from Periconia digitata, 1592 nucleotides. The record is from the annotation of a GenBank genome assembly. Lineage: Eukaryota; Fungi; Ascomycota; Dothideomycetes; Pleosporales; Periconiaceae.
UCAUGCUCUCUCAACUAGUCAGCUUCAAGGUCACGAGGCCAAGUCUCUGGCCAUUUUUUCUGACUUCCGCCUGUUUGUACUAUACGUGUGCCUUUUUACUCGUAUUUUUCAUCUUUCAUCAGUACAAAUCGUGGAAGAGACUUGCCCAUAUACCAGGGCCAAAAGCCGCCCACUUCUCCAUCUUAUGGCUCCUGAACCAUGGAUGGAACGGGAAUCUCUUUCCUUGCAUGACUGCAGCGGGGAAGAAGUUCGGAUCUCUUGUUCGAAUCGGGCCUAAUCUGCUUCUGUGUUCUGAUCCAGAUGAGCUUCGACGAUUAUCGGGAACACGAUCUCCAUACACCAAGGGGCCUGCCUACGAUGCUGGGAGAGUGACGGACACUGAGCCGCAUGUCGCCUCUCAGAGAGAUCCAGCUAAACACAAGAGACUAAGGGCCAAAAUGGGUCCUGCGUAUUCAAUGGAUGUGCAACCGACGAUCGAUCAGAACGUCGCAACAUUGGUCGAUCUGAUAGACAGAAAGUACGCUGCAGAACCCAUGUUGACUAGGUGUACAAGAGCAAACCCAGAGCACGCACUGCCCGCAAAGACGAUGGAUUUCGGGCAGAAAAUGGACUUUUACUCCAUUGAUACCCUCUGCGAUUUUGCUUUUGGUGAGAAUGUGGGAUUGCUCAAGAGCGAUAGCGAUGUCGGCGACUUGACGCGGUUCAGUGAUAAUUCGAUUCGUAAGGUAACAAUGGGCGGACUGAUUCCCUGGGUUUCCAAUAUGCGCUUCAAAUGGCCAUUCAAGUAUGUGAUGCCGCAGGAAAAAAGCAUAGCUGGAUUUGAAUACCUGUUGCGAUUUGCCACGGAUGUAGUGGACAGGAGAAUGAAUCACGAUGCUAAACCCAAGAAUGAUAUGAUGCAGGGUUUUUUCAAGGCCGGGAUGACAAGGAAUCAGCUUAUGCAGCAGGUCUAUAUCCACAUGAUCGCUGGCACAGACACAACAUCGAAAUGGGCACGAAUGACAAUGCUCUGUCUUCUGACCUGCCCCCCAGCCUACAUAGCCCUGCAGCGGGAAAUUGAUGCCGGCUUCUCAUCCGGGCAACUGAGCUCCCCAGUCGCAACAGAUGCCGAGCUUCGUAGGCUCGGCUACCUCGAUGCCGUGCUUUGCGAGGCACUGCGCAAAUUCCCACCAUCGGUCUCACCGUCGAAACUGUCGCCGUCCGUCGUUGACACGGUGUGCGGAACGCCAGUCCCUGGCGGCACGCAGAUUGGCGCAAAUAUCCCCGGUGUCAUGUUGUCGGAGUCAGUCUUUGGUGCCGAUGCCGAAUGCUUCCGGCCCGAGCGGUGGCUCGAGGCUGCUCAGGAGCCGGACGGGCAAUCCCUUGGGCGCAUGAAGUCCACUCUUGAUCUUGUUUUCGGAGCAGGGAAAUUUCAUUGUGUGGGGACGACGAUUGCGUUCAUGGAGGUGCGCAAGUUGUUUGCUGAGUUGAUGCGAAGAUUUGACUUUUCGGUCGUGAAGAACGAACAACCGCUUCGUGUCGAAUCAUUUGCUAUUAUGGUGGUGCAUGAUUUCCAAGUACGAGUAACUCGCCGCGUAAUGGAAAGCAAGUAG